UGACUUUUUGUCAUUUUUAAAUUUCCUGAUGUCACAGGGGACGGAACCCAGAAGACAGAUGCCGGCAUCCCCCGGAGGACAUUACAUGGGACACUGCAGGAGGGACAUUGCGGGAGCGCAGGACAAGGUAAGAGAAGAACAGAUCCCGGAGCUGCACCACAUGGUAAGCCCGAUUGUAGCUCGGGGUUACCACUUUUGGUAUUCCUGAGUGUAGCUCGGGGUAAAGUUUCAGCACCACAAGCGGUAACCCUGAGCUACACUCGGGAAUACCUUGCAGCGUUGCUCCAGGAU
Molecule: messenger RNA, 291 nt
Organism: Staurois parvus
Lineage: Eukaryota; Metazoa; Chordata; Amphibia; Anura; Ranidae
Source: the annotation of a GenBank genome assembly